AUGUCAUUAGUUGGGCAAUAUAGCGAUAGUGAUAGUGAUAGCGAAGAAGAUAAAGUUGAUAUUAAAACCAGUGAUUCAAAGCAGGGCGAAGAUAAUGAUAUAGAGGAUAAUAAAAUACCAAUUUCAAAAGUUAAUGAAAAGCCUUAUGGAUUAAUUAUUACAGAAGAAACCACUAAAAUAAUAAACAAGGAUACAGAGGAAUUUAAUUUAGAAAACGAUGACCAAGACAGAGAGAACGAAGAUAGCCCUCCGAGAAAAGAAAUAGAUGGUGAUGAAAUUAUAUAUCAAGUUGCAGACAGUGAAAAUGAUAGGUUAAAUCAAUGCCAUACCAUUCUUCACACCAAAUUAGAAAAUAGAGAUAUAGAUAUACCAAAAGAAAUGCACGAGCCCAAAACACCAGUUUUAAAAUCACCAGCAUACGUUUCAACUCCACCUCAUUCAAAGGAUCCAAAUUUUAAAAACUUAUACCCACAUAAUAUAACAUCACCAAUAACAGAGGAUAUCCAAGAUGAAGAGGAGAAGGAGGAACCAAAUGAUUAUAUAUCAUUUUUACCACCACCAGUAAAUGGUAGAGCAGAUCCAAUAUUGGAGGAUAAGAUUAUAAAAUAUCACAAAAUGAGAGAAGAUGGCAUAAGUAUUAAUCAAUCGCUAAGAGAAUCACAAUCAUUUAGAAAUCCUUCAAUUUUAGAAAAGUUAAUUGCAUUUUGUGAAAUCAGUGAAAUGGGCUCAAAUUAUAAAUUAUCAGAAUAUGAUCCAAAUGGUUUUAAACCAGAUGAAUUUUAUGAAGUUUUAAAUGAAAAUCAAAGAAAAAUGGACGACAAAAGAGAAUAUGAAAGACUAAAUAGAACAAAAAUUGAUUUUGUUUCAAGUACAAAUGAACUAUCUACUCAAGAAAAAGAUCAAGAAAAAGAUAAACAACCACAAAAACCAAAGAAAAAAUUUAAUAAAUGGGAAAAGGAAAAGCAUAAACAAAAACAACAGCAAUUACAGCAACAACAACAAAAAGCCAAAGCAACUGUUAUCUCUGCCGCUCCUUCAAUAAUGGAAAACCCAGGCACUCAAUCCACAACAACCACAUCAACAACAAAAAGCGAAUCCCUAUUAAAAAGAUUUAAAACGAGUGGAUUUUAA
This is a messenger RNA of Dictyostelium purpureum, 1131 nucleotides long. RefSeq lists its product as uncharacterized. Gene Ontology annotation, biological process: regulation of DNA-templated transcription. Gene Ontology annotation, cellular component: nucleus. Bases 1 to 1131 code for a protein of 376 amino acids. Lineage: Eukaryota; Evosea; Eumycetozoa; Dictyosteliales; Dictyosteliaceae. The record is from RefSeq and is a predicted model, not a curated record. The transcript has 4 exons.